UUUUUCAAGCCAUCUUGACUGAAUAUUUAGCCUCAUCCUUGGUACUUUAAUUUGAUAUCUUCGGGAUUUUGCUGCCCCAGAGUUGCUAACCACCUCCGUGUGAAAGGUUUGAACCACACCAAUGAGCCCGGGUCGCGUUUGCGUGUCGCAGCGGAGCCGCGGCCGCGAAGCGGACUGCUGAAGAUGACGCUCCUGAAAUCGCCGGCUAGCUGAGCUAACGGCUAGCAUGUCCGCCCGGGUUGUAGUCCGUCACUAGCUGACAUUUAGCUAGGUGCGCUCAUUCUGUUUGGCACUGGCACUGCAGAGGACGACCGAACAAGGGAGGUGGUGUAACAUCCCAUGCAGAAGGUGAAGCGGUGGGAAUGCAAGACAGCUGUUAGCGGACUCAUCAUGGGUAGGGGUCGAGGCAGAGGGAGAGGACGGGGCAGGGGAUCGUCCAGCCAGCUGCGGCCCCCCUCGCCUUAUAGACUGCAGCUCUCUCCCUCCAGGGAGACUCUGACAUACGCUCAGGCCCAGAAGAUAGUGGAGGUGGACCUGGAAGGGAGGCUCCAUCGCAUCAACAUCACAGAUCCUCUGCCGGUGAUCACCGAGGACGAGAUGAUGGCCCAGGACAUCGCCGAGUGCAACAGCAACAAGGAGAACAGCGAGCAAACGCAGAGCAAAGUCAAGUCGUGGAGGAAACCCCCGAAUAGUAAAAGCAGGAGGAGCGGUAAAAACACGUCUCAUCAGAACCAGCGGUCGAGCUCACAUCAGCAUAACACGUCAACUUACUCCUUCCAGCACCCGUCCCACCAAAGUCCUCUCCCAGAGCCCACCUUCCGCCUGCUGAGCUCAGUCUCCCCUCCGGAGGCGCCGCCUCUCCCGACGGCCUAUUACCGAUACAUCGAGCAGUCUGGGGAGGAGCAGGACAGCGUGGCGGAGUACGACAUGGACGAGGAGGACCUGGCCUGGCUGGAGAUGGUGAACCAGAAGCGGGUGUCUGACGGCCACGCCUCGGUACCUCCGGACACCUUCGAGUUGCUCAUUGACCGCCUGGAGAGGGAGUCGAUCCUGGAGUCCCGCAGCCAGGCCCUGUCCCAGAGCACUGUGGACGAGGACGCCUUCUGCUGCGUCUGCCUGGACGACGAGUGUCUGAACAGCAAUGUCAUCCUGUUCUGCGACAUCUGCAACUUGGCCGUCCACCAGGAGUGUUACGGCGUGCCCUACGUCCCCGAGGGCCAGUGGCUGUGCCGCUGCUGCCUGCAGUCCCCCUCCCGCCCCGUAGACUGUGUGCUCUGUCCCAACCGAGGAGGUGCCUUCAAACAGACGAGCGAUGGACGCUGGGCUCAUGUUGUCUGUGCCAUAUGGAUCCCAGAGGUGUGCUUUGCCAACACUGUGUUCCUGGAGCCCGUCGAGGGCGUCAAGAACAUCCCGCCCGCCCGCUGGAAGCUCACCUGCUACCUGUGCAAGCAGAAGGGCCGGGGGGCGUCCAUCCAGUGCCACAAAGCCAACUGCUACAGGGCGUUCCACGUCACCUGCGCUCAGAAGGCCGGCCUGUUCAUGAAGAUAGACCCGGUCCGCGAGACGGGCGUCAACGGCACCACUUUCUCCGUAAAGAAGACCGCCUUCUGCGAGCAUCACUCGCCCGUCGGGUCUCGGCGAGACGGCUCGGGAGACGAGUCGGUGGAAGGGAGACUGGUGGGGGGCAGAGGCAACAGAGGGCAGAGGUCGUACACACAAAGCCCCCCCUCGCCACAAAACAAGAAGCCCACCAAAGGUCAGAAGAAGAAGAAUACGAAGGGAUCCGGAGGGUCGACGCGCCGCUCGACUGUUCCUGUGCUGCUGGUGCCUCAGAUUCCCUCACACAGGCUGAACAAGAUCUGCACAGGAGUCGACGUCCAGAGGAAGAAUCAGUUCAUGCAGAGGCUUCACAACUACUGGCUACUGAAACGACAGUCUCGAAACGGGAUGCCUUUAAUACGCCGGCUUCAUUCCCAUCUACAGGCUCACAAGGCAGCGGAGCAGCGGGAGCCUGACGAGAAGCUGAGCGCUGCGAGAGAGGAGCUGCGGUACUGGCAGAAGUUGAGACAAGACCUGGAGAGAGCACGGCUUCUGGUGGAGCUCAUCCGGAAGAGAGAGAGGCUAAAGAGAGAACAGAUGAAAAUCCAGCAGGCCGCCCUGGAGCUGAAGCUGACCCCGGCGCUGCUGCUGAUGCGAUCCACCCUGGACCAGCUGCAGGAGAAGGACACGGCCAAAAUCUUCUCUCAGCCCGUCGACCUCUCAGAGGUCCCAGAUUACCUGGAGUUUAUUUCUCAGCCCAUGGACUUCUCCACCAUGCGCACCAAGCUGGAGGGACACGCCUACUGCUGCAUCGGCGACCUGGAGAAGGACUUCGACCUCAUGAUCUCCAACUGCCUCAAGUACAACUCCAAGGACACCAUGUUUCACCGGACGGCCUUGCAGCUGCGGGAGGUGGGCGGAGCCGUGCUCCGUCACGCUCACAGGCAGUCCCAGAGCAUCGGCCUCGACCCCAGCACCGGGAUGCAUCUGCCCGAGGCGCCGAACAAGCACGGAUUCCACCAGUGCACGUGGGACGACGUCGACUCCCUGCUGGACCCGGAGAACAGGCUGCACCUGACCACAGAGGAGCAGCUCAAGGCUCUGCUGGACAAACUGGACAUGGUCACGUCCAUGAGAACCAGCGGCGGACGCACCAAACGCAUCCGGCUGCUGCGCCGGGAGAUCAACUCGCUGAGGCAGAAGAUGAACCAGCAGCAGCUCAACACCCAGCCCGUCAACGGCACCGACAAGAAGGACGACGACAACGAGCAGGAAGAAGAGGAGAAGAAGCCAAAGAAGGAGGAGGAAGAGGAGGAGGAGGACAAGGAAGAAGUGAAAGAGAAGAAGAAGAAAAAGGAGAAAACAAGUGUGGAUAAUGGACCUUUGAAAGAAGUGUCCAACUCUGUAGCAGACGACUCUCCGCCGGUCUUAGAGCUCACCUGUCCCGUGUCGUCGCCGCUGCCCGGCGACGCUCCACUCGAACCUCCCGUUCUGGGCAUCGUAACCGGCGGGCGGCGGUCGCCCGGACGCUCCUACAAGCGCCAGCGGUCGUCCCGCAGCGGCAGCAAGAGCCAGGGCGAAGACGAGGCCGAGGUCGGCGAAACGCCGGCCUCGCAGCCGGAGGCGGUCCACGAGGUGACGCCGCUGGGCUCGCCCCCCGCGCUGCCUCCGGUCGGCGUCGGCCGCCGCACUUCGGUCCUGUUCAAGAAGGCGAAAAACGGAGCGCGGAUGGCGAAGAACAAGUCGCCUCCGCCGCCGCAGCAGAACGGGAUGCCGUCCGAGGCCAAGACCAACGGCCUGGACAGCAGCCCGGACAGCCCCAAGUCACCAAGUGCGAACAAUCUGACCGCCUUACCUCCCAGUCCACGCGCCUCCUCUCCGCCCCCGUCUCCGCCCCCGUCUCCCUCCUCGCACCACCUGCGCUCCAGAGGCCAGGGCGCCGACGGCGACGCCAAUAAACCUCCUCCUCCGCCGCCCACAGAAGAAGGUUUGACGAACGGAAAACACGCGGCCGCGGACCAGGAAGAGGACGAUUCCAAUCUGAGCGCCUCUCCUCCCAAACGCAGUCGGGGUAAACCCGCCUUGGCUAAAGUUCCCAGCGGCGAGAACGGAGACGUCUCCGGCUCUGACAGUGAGACCGAGCUGGCUCCUCUGGACCUGGUUUGGGCCAAAUGCAGAGGAUAUCCAUCCUACCCAGCAAUGAUUGUGGAUCCCGACAUGCCCCAGGAAGGCCUCCUCCACAACGGCAUCCCCAUCCCAGUGCCUCCUGUGGAGGUGCUCAAACUGGGUGAGUGGCGGGAGACGGAGGAAGGGGAGAAGCUCUUCCUCGUGCUCUUCUUCGACACCAAAAGGACCUGGCAGUGGCUCCCUCGCAACAAACUGCUGCCGCUGGGGAUGGACGACACCGUGGACAAGCUGCGCCUGAUGGAAGGGAAGAAGCCCAGCGUCCGCAAGUCGGUGCACACCGCGUACGACCGGGCCAUCGUGCACUUAAACCACGUGAGGAGGAACCUCAACUUCACUCCCUCCAAUUUUAUAUAGAGUCAGAUAUUCAGAGGUUUUUAUCCGGUUAUCGGAGCUGCCUGGGUAUAUUUAUAGAAGCUUCCUCAAUGCUUUUCAAAAAGUGUGAAAGUAAAUCAGAAGACAUUUCCAAGAGCUGAUGCAUAAAAGUGUCUCUGAUUUUUAAAAGAGGGAAAACGAUUCAUUUGUCUUUUUCUUUUUUUUUUUUCCAAAAGGUUUCACACUACCACUGUUGUUAAGUGUUCAUAUAAAAGUUUUAUUUUAGGCCAAAGUGAGCGGAGAAAAGUGUAACUGUUUAAUCACUACGGGGAUUGUCUUUAUCUAAAACAUAUUUAGAUUGUAUUUGCCAUUGAAAUGUCACUGUGUUUAAAGAAGUGUGAAAGUCUGACGCAGCAUCACGUCAUACCUGGACUCCAGUUCGUUUCCCUUUAACACAGCCAGCGACGCUUUUAUAAGUCUGCAGGUAAUUAAAUAACCUCUCGUUUUGCUUUUAUUCGUUGAAAACACACCAAAACACAGCUCAUCCCAUCUUCACCAAUUCUCAUCACCGCCUGAUGAAACUCAAAUUUUAAUCUGUUAACCUUCAGUCAAUAGUCAAUCCCAUUCAGAGCAACUGCAGUUCCUACGUUAUCCACUAGAGGCUGCAGCAGAUGAUUUACCACAACACUUUCUGCAUUUACAAAACAUGGACCAGAAUGAAAUCUGGUGUUAGUCGGAGUGGCUCAGCCAGGUGAUGGAGGUCGAUCCACGGCACACAGAACAAUCAAACCGGGACGGAACGAGGCGUUCCCCGCUCCGCUCCGGACGCCAGCCUGGAAACGCGGCAGCAUGUGACAGGGAAAACAGGAGCUCAGACAAAAGAAGCAGGCUGACCACCAACUGUAAACACUGGCGGAGCUGCGCACACAAUCCACACUGACACGGUCCAGAUCUGAUAAAUGGAGGUAGAGUCCAGAUAAGCCCGGAGCAGUAAAACCCGAUAAUCUGAAUAAAUGUUAACCAGGAGUCGGCCCUUUUCCAGGACGCUCGUCAUGUUCCACCAUGAGUCCAAACCCACCAUAAAUCAGGGGGUCUGCAGGCUUGACCGCCCAGCAGGUCAAUUUUACCUCCUUUAACCAACAAACACUGGAGCCGCAUUGAAUAUUACUGCACAUACUUACUAAACAUACUGAAGAAGACAGAGCCCAUUAACUGAAAACCAAAAACAUACUUUUUACAACUGCAGUGAAGAAACAGACGGCUCAUUACUGUUCUAACUACUUUCAACAUGUCUGUUAGUGUUGGCAAAGGUGAAAGCGAGCGAGCCUGGACUCAUUCACCGCUUCUCUUUUGGAUUACGUCACUUUGAAAGAUUAUCUACAGGCCCAACAAACAUGCCGGACGUGAGAACGUCUGGAGUAACCGAUGUGCCCAGCAACACGCAGCCUGCAGGUCCAGCCGCGUGCGCGUGGAGGACACAGUGCGGCAUUGUUCGGGAGGCAGGAACGUGCACGUCGUGAAAUUCUACCUGCCAACAAAAUUAGAUUUUCGUUGUUUUUUGGUAAAAACGGAGCUCUUUAGUGAUCGAGUUUGAACCACGCCAUCUGCAUUUUCUGACUCCAGGAAGGAGUUUGAAGUGUGUUCAUGUUUAUUCAGCUGUUCUGAGAACAGCGCUGUUGAUACAAGAUAAGACUCUGGAGUGAUUCUGGACUGUCGGUCCAGCUAUGACGUGCUGCUGGUCAGACUUAAGAAGUGUCUACUUAUUUUUCCAUAUUGUGAAACUGUCCUAUGAUUGUGGAAUGUCUGAGUGCCUGGUGCAGCUGCCCGGUCAGGACGACGUGAAGCCACUGCAGACGGGAAGCAAAUCAUUUGAAAAUCACUCACUGAAGAAUUUGCAUUUGUUUGCAAAUCCGGCUGAUAGACUUGAAAAGCACAAACGGUCUGUUAGGGAGGGAAAGUGUAGGAUUGCUAACUCCUGGAGCCAUAUGUGUGGCGAAACCUUAUGUGUGCGUGCGCGCGUGCGUGUGUGUGUGUGUACAGCUUAUAAAUAUAUAUAUGUAUACAACCUUGGUGUAGUGAAAGUGCAUGUGUAUAGUUUUGUAAAUAUGUAAAUGUAUGUUUAUAUUGGCCUACCUGAAGUAAUUUAAGGAAUGCA
Salarias fasciatus (jewelled blenny) is the source of this 6193-nucleotide messenger RNA. RefSeq names its product bromodomain and PHD finger containing, 3a (gene brpf3a). The record is from RefSeq and is a predicted model, not a curated record. Bases 340 to 4080 code for a protein of 1246 amino acids. Gene Ontology annotation, biological process: regulation of transcription by RNA polymerase II. The transcript is spliced from 13 exons. Gene Ontology annotation, molecular function: protein binding. NCBI's taxonomy places the organism in Eukaryota, Metazoa, Chordata, Actinopteri, Blenniiformes, Blenniidae.